AUGGCGGAGUUCGACAUGAUCAAGAUGAAAGAGACUGAUACGAUUGAUGUAUUUGUUGGUAAACUUUCGGAAAUUUCAUCCAAAUCAGAAGCUCUUGAAGAGAAUAUUGAUGAACCGAAGCUAGUAAAGAAGUUUUUGAAGAGUUUUCCACGCAAAAGAUACAUUCAUAUCAUAGCAGCCCUUGAACAGGUUCUCGAGCUCAACAUUACCACUUUCGAAGAUAUAGUGGGGAGAUUGAAGGCGUAUGAAGAGAGAAUUGGUGAAGAAGAAGAAGAACAACAACAUGAUGACCAGAACAAACUCAUGUACGCCAAUAUGGACUCAAGACAACAUGUUCAAGAAAAUUACCAAGGAAACAGAGGAAGAGGACAAGGUGGUCGUUCAUACUGGAGAGGAGGAAGAGGUCGUGGACGAUUUGGUUAUUAUCAAUCAAACCGUGGUGAAACAGAUGAUUCGAAGGUGAUGUGUUAUAGGUGUGACAAACUAGGGCACUACGCCUCUGACUGUCUUGAUAGAUUGAUGAAGCUUCAAGAAGCUAUUGAGAAGAAGGAAGAUGGUACGCAGGAGGCGGAUAACCUAAUGAUGCAUGAGGUGGUGUAUUUGAACGAAAAGAAGAUAAGACCGAGCAUACUUGAGGCAGACUUGGAUGCAAAGAAUCUUUGGUAUCUUGAAAAUGGUGCUAGCAAUCAUAUGAGCGGUGAUCGAUUCUUCUUCUUUAAUCUAGACGCAACAGUCACGGGGAAAGUAAGAUUCGGUGAUGAUUCAUGUAUCAACAUAGCUGGAAAGGGAUCGAUACGCUUUGUGUUCAAGAACGGUGAGAAGAAGGUGUUGCACAAUGUCUAUUUCAUUCCAGAUUUAAAGAGUAAUAUCAUAAGUCUUGGGCAGGCCACAGAGGCAGGAUGCAAAGUUUGCAUGAAAGACGAGCUCUUAAAUUUUAUGAUCGUACGGGGAAACUACUGGUGA
Molecule: messenger RNA, 963 nt
Organism: Brassica oleracea var. oleracea
Lineage: Eukaryota; Viridiplantae; Streptophyta; Magnoliopsida; Brassicales; Brassicaceae
Exons: 1
Coding region: 1-963 (320 amino acids)
Molecular function (GO): zinc ion binding; nucleic acid binding
Source: RefSeq, a predicted model, not a curated record